AUGGUCAAAAUACCCGAUAGCUUUACCCAGGCUAUUCUGAAAGAGCAAGACAAGUACGAAGGCAAGUAUAUCGACGAGAACAUCGUUGCCGCAUUACCAAAGGGCGCAAGCAUAGACCUAGUCCGCACGAUAGGUGCAACGCACUGGUCGAUACUAACCAAGAUCGACACUACCAUCUCCAGCAGACCACAAUCGUUCUUCCUGAAAGAAUACCGCGAUGCAAACGCGAAACACAUGGUCAAAGCAGAGUAUGAGUCAACAGCUGCUUUGUACGCCGCGGUACCGAACCACGUGCCCCAACCAUGUGCAUAUGGUUGUUUCGCAUCGGACUCGCAACGAUUCUUCUAUCUCCAGUCUUUCUGCGAUAUGGAAGAUGCGCCUGUGUAUGCGGACAAGGCCACAGCCGCAUCUAUUAAGCCCUUUGUCGAGGAGUUUAUUGGCGUACUGGCUGAAGUGCAUGGUAAUGAGUCGCCAACAGGGAAGUUCGGGUUUCAUAUCGACACCUUCCAGGGAAACGUCGUUAAUCACAACCGAUGGUGCGAUACUUGGGAAGAGUACUUCAGCCGUAACUUACGCUAUCUCAUAAGACUGGAGCGUUCCAUCCAAGGUGAAGAUCCGGAAAUGGAUGCUCUAUGCGCCGAUCUUAUGACGAAGGUAGUUCCUCGGCUCCUUCGUCCUAUGGAAAGCGGUGGUAACAAGAUCAAACCUGUCCUCUUACACGGCGACAUGUGGCAUGGUAAUGUCAGCGUCGACAAGAAGACGGGAAGUCCGAUGUUAUACGACGCAGGAUGCCUUUUCGGGCAUCAUGAGUUCGAAGCGGCGCCGUGGCGCGCUACGAGGUAUGCUUUUAACAAGACACAUCUGGACGCGUAUCUUGAGAUCGUCCCUGCAUCGAAGCCGCAGGAGGACUACGACGACAGGAACGAACUCUACGCAGUGGCGAUUGAGGGGAUGCGAAGCCUAGUAACCAAGUUUCCAGAUGGAUACGAGGGGUAUGUCGCUGCAAAUAAGGCAAAGGGUAAGCGCGAUUCUCGGAAGUUGACCGCGAAGUUGUAG
Alternaria ethzedia is the source of this 1056-nucleotide messenger RNA. RefSeq lists its product as uncharacterized. The transcript is spliced from 4 exons. The record is from RefSeq and is a predicted model, not a curated record. NCBI's taxonomy places the organism in Eukaryota, Fungi, Ascomycota, Dothideomycetes, Pleosporales, Pleosporaceae. Bases 1 to 1056 code for a protein of 351 amino acids.